Messenger RNA from Colias croceus (clouded yellow), 903 nucleotides. RefSeq lists its product as uncharacterized. Lineage: Eukaryota; Metazoa; Arthropoda; Insecta; Lepidoptera; Pieridae. Bases 1 to 903 code for a protein of 300 amino acids. The transcript has a single exon. The record is from RefSeq and is a predicted model, not a curated record.
AUGAAAUGUAAUACAGUAUACCAUAGGCAAUGUCAUAAUAUAAGUCCACAAACAAAACUCAAUUCUAAUUGGCAAUGCAAAUCAUGCUUAAACAAGAUAUCUAAAAUAACGCAAGAUACGGAUGCCGACGUAUUUGUGGAUGUGUGUAACGCAGACUUGGGAAACGAAACACCCACACUUGCGCGCGAGAUUCAACUUUUGCGCGCGGAAUUGUCUGCAUUUCGGGAGGAAAUGAGCCGCCUUACUAAAGUUGUUGGCGAUUUUAGCUCACGGUUGGACGGAGUGGAGGAGAGGGUGAGAAUGCUGGAGGAUUGCAACACAGCGAAAAAAGAUGCGACUGAGGAAUUAGAAAACCUAAAAAGACAAAUUAAUGAAAAUGAGCAAGCGCAUCUUUUAAAUGAUCUGGAAAUUUCGGGAGUUCCCGAUAUUACUGGUGAAAACACUAUGCACACCGUUGUUACACUUGCGCAAAAGCUGGGUGUAAAUCUCGAAGAACGGGAUGUCAUGUGUGCUUACCGUGUAGGCGUGAAACGUGACCGCGCAUCGAGUAUGGACAGCCCGCCUGGCACUAGCGCGAGCGCUUCGCGCGCGCGCCCGCGCCCUAUUGUGAUACGUCUCGUGCGUCGCAGUGUGCGCGAUCAGCUGCUGCAGUCGGCGCGCGUGCGACGCGGGGCCGAUACGUCAGGCAUGGAUAUACCGGAACAGCCGCGCAGAUUUUAUGUUAACGAACGCCUUACGCCAUUGAAUCGUCACCUAUUUUAUCUAGCAAGAGAGGAAGCGACUGCAAAAAAGUGGCGCUUCGUAUGGACCCGCGGUGGACGUAUCUUUGCCAGACGUGACGCUAAGUCAUCCUCUCAUUGGAUACGCUCAGAAGCGGAUCUGCGUCAGGUUUUUGGUUGCUGA